Messenger RNA from Cylicostephanus goldi, 459 nucleotides. The record is from the annotation of a GenBank genome assembly. NCBI's taxonomy places the organism in Eukaryota, Metazoa, Nematoda, Chromadorea, Rhabditida, Strongylidae.
AUGGGAGCUGAUCGCAUCUAUGCCGGGCAAAUGGCUGUGCUUAGUGGUUCCCCACUAGGAUCAGUAAUUAAGAAGAUGUGGGAUGAAGAACGUGAACAUUUGGACAUUAUGGAACGGCUGGCAGCAAGACAUGGCAUUGGUACCGCCCUCAUGGGCAAGGAAGCAGCUAUGGCGUGUACUGUUGCUGUUGAAGAAGUGAUUGGACGACAUUACAAUAGACAGAUUGAAGCAAAAGCAACUCAUUCGCGGAGGAGUUGUCUGUCGCAUGUGGAUCACGUUCAGAAAUUUCACAACCCAUUUUUUAAGGGGAGGGAUUUCUAUCCAGGUGAAGGAUCUCGUACGUCGGUGCCUGUUUCAUUAUAUCUCAAACAAACAUAUCUUGCACCGGCGUACGAUGUUCUAAAAUGGGUGAUCCAGACUGGUUGCAAAGGUGCUAUCGCCAUUGCUGAAAAGAUAUGA